AUGUUCAGUUUUUGGAACAUUGGAAGCGGAAAGCUGGUGCUGCCCAAUGGAAAACUAGGUGUGUUCGCGCGGAGGAGGAGAGGUGUGUUCGCGCGGAGGAGGAGAGGUGUGUUCGCGCGGAGGAGGAGAGGUGUGUUCGCCGCGGAGGAGGAGAGGUGUGUGUGCGCGCGGAGGAGGAGAGGUGUGUUCGUGCGGAGGAGGAGAGGUGUGUGCGUGCGGAGGAGGAGAGGUGUGUUCGCGCGGAGGAGGAGGGGAGAGGUGUUUCGCGCGGAGGAGGAGAGGUGUGUGCGUGCGGAGGAGGAGAGGUGUGUUCGCGCGGAGGAGGAGAGGGUGUGUGCGUGCGGAGGAGGAGAGGUGUGUUCGCUUUGCGGAGGAGGAGAGGUGUGUUCGCGCGGAGGAGGAGAGGUGUGUGCGUGCGGAGGAGGAGAGGUGUGUGCGUGCGGAGGAGAGGUGUGUGCGUGCGGAGGAGGAGAGGUGUGUGCGUGCGGAGGAGGAGAGGUGUGUGCGUGCGGAGGAGAGGUGUGUUCGCGCGGAGGAGGAGAGGUGUGUUCGCGCGGAGGAGGAGAGGUGUGUGCGUGCGGAGGAGGAGAGGUGUGUGCGCGCGGAGGAGGAGAGGUGUGUUCGCGCGGAGGAGGAGAGGUGUGUUCGCGCGGAGGAGGAGAGGUGUGUGCGUGCGGAGGAGAGGUGUGUUCGCGCGGAGGAGGAGAGGUGUGUUCGCGCGGAGGAGGAGAGGUGUGUUCGCGCGGAGGAGGAGAGGUGUGUUCGCGCGGAGGAGGAGAGGUGUGUUCGCGCGGAGGAGGAGAGGUGUGUUCGCGCGGAGGAGGAGAGGUGUGUUCGCGCGGAGGAGGAGAGGUGUGUUCGCGCGGAGGAGGAGAGGGUGUGUGCGUGCGGAGGAGGAGAGGUGUGUUCGCGCGGAGGAGGAGAGGUGUGUUCGCGCGGAGGAGGAGAGGUGUGUGCGCGCGGAGGAGGAGAGGUGUGUGCGUGCGGAGGAGGAGAGGUGUGUUCGCGCGGAGGAGGAGAGGUGUGUGCGCGCGGAGGAGGAGAGGUGUGUGCGUGCGGAGGAGGAGAGGUGUGUUCGCGCGGAGGAGGAGAGGUGUGUUCGCGCGGAGGAGGAGAGGUGUGUUCGCGCGGAGGAGGAGAGGUGUGUGCGCGCGGAGGAGGAGAGGUGUGUUCGCGCGGAGGAGGAGAGGUGUGUUCGCGCGGAGGAGGAGAGGUGUGUGCGUGCGGAGGAGAGUGUGUGUUCGCGCGGAGGAGGAGAGGUGUGUUCGCGCGGAGGAGGAGAGGUGUGUUCGCGCGGAGGAGGAGAGGUGUGUUCGCGCGGAGGAGAGGUGUGUUCGCGCGGAGGAGGAGAGGUGUGUGCGCGCGGAGGAGGAGAGGUGUGUUCGCGCGGAGGAGGAGAGGUGUGUGCGUGCGGAGGAGGAGAGGUGUGUUCGCGCGGAGGAGGAGAGGUUUGUGUGCGCGCGGAGGAGGAGAGGUGUGUGCGUGCGCGCGGAGGAGGAGAGGUGUGUUCGCGCGGAGGAGGAGAGGUGUGUUCGCGCGGAGGAGGAGAGGUGUGUUCGCGCGGAGGAGGAGAGGUGUGUUCGCGCGGAGGAGGAGAGGUGUGUUCGCGCGGAGGAGGAGAGGUGUGUGCGCGCGGAGGAGGAGAGGUGUGUUCGCGCGGAGGAGGAGAGGUGUGUUCGCGCGGAGGAGGAGAGGUGUGUUCGUGCGGAGGAGAGGUGUGUGCGUGCGGAGGAGGAGAGGUGUGUGCGUGCGGAGGAGGAGAGGUGUGUGCGUGCGGAGGAGGAGAGGUGUGUGCGUGCGGAGGAGGAGAGGUGUGUUCGCGCGGAGGAGGAGAGGUGUGUGCGUGCGGAGGAGGAGAGGUGUGUUCGCGCGGAGGAGGAGAGGUGUGUUCGCGCGGAGGAGGAGAGGUGUGUGCGUGCGGAGGAGGAGAGGUGUGUGCGUGCGGAGGAGAGGUGUGUGCGUGCGGAGGAGGAGAGGUGUGUGCGUGCGGAGGAGGAGAGGUGUGUUCGCGCGGAGGAGGAGAGGUGUGUUCGCGCGGAGGAGGAGAGGUGUGUUCGCGCGGAGGAGGAGAGGUGUGUGCGCGCGGAGGAGGAGAGGUGUGUUCGCGCGGAGGAGGAGAGGUGUGUUCGCGCGGAGGAGGAGAGGUGUGUGCGUGCGGAGGAGAGAGGAGGAGAGGUGUGUUCGCGCGGAGGAGGAGAGGUGUGUUCGCGCGGAGGAGGAGAGGUGUGUGCGCGCGGAGGAGGAGAGGUGUGUUCGCGCGGAGGAGGAGAGGUGUGUGCGCGCGGAGGAGGAGAGGUGUGUUCGCGCGGAGGAGGAGAGGUGUGUGCGUGCGGAGGAGGAGAGGUGUGUUCGCGCGGAGGAGGAGAGGUGUGUUCGCGCGGAGGAGGAGAGGUGUGUGCGUGCGGAGGAGAGGUGUGUUCGCGCGGAGGAGGAGAGGUGUGUGCGUGCGGAGGAGGAGAGGUGUGUGCGUGCGGAGGAGGAGAGGUGUGUGCGUGCGGAGGAGGAGAGGUGUGUUCGCGCGGAGGAGGAGAGGUGUGUGCGCGCGGAGGAGGAGAGGUGUGUGCGUGCGGAGGAGGAGAGGUGUGUUCGCGCGGAGGAGGAGAGGUGUGUUCGCGCGGAGGAGGAGAGGUGUGUUCGCGCGGAGGAGGAGAGGUGUGUGCGCGCGGAGGAGGAGAGGUGUGUUCGCGCGGAGGAGGAGAGGUGUGUUCGCGCGGAGGAGGAGAGGUGUGUUCGCGCGGAGGAGGAGAGGUGUGUUCGCGCGGAGGAGGAGAGGUGUGUGCGUGCGGAGGAGGAGAGGUGUGUUCGCGCGGAGGAGGAGAGGUGUGUUCGCGCGGAGGAGGAGAGGUGUGUGCGCGCGGAGGAGGAGAGGUGUGUGCGUGCGGAGGAGGAGAGGUGUGUGCGCGCGGAGGAGGAGAGGUGUGUGCGCGCGGAGGAGGAGAGGUGUGUGCGUGCGGAGGAGGAGAGGUGUGUUCGCGCGGAGGAGGAGAGGUGUGUUCGCGCGGAGGAGGAGAGGUGUGUUCGCGCGGAGGAGGAGAGGUGUGUGCGCGCGGAGGAGGAGAGGUGUGUGCGUGCGGAGGAGAGGUGUGUGCGUGCGGAGGAGGAGAGGUGUGUGCGUGCGGAGGAGAGGUGUAA
Molecule: messenger RNA, 3132 nt
Organism: Knipowitschia caucasica
Lineage: Eukaryota; Metazoa; Chordata; Actinopteri; Gobiiformes; Gobiidae
Source: the annotation of a GenBank genome assembly